This is a messenger RNA of Anguilla rostrata (American eel), 2443 nucleotides long. It is a transcript of the gene ackr5, whose product is annotated as G protein-coupled receptor 182. Gene Ontology annotation, molecular function: G protein-coupled receptor activity. Gene Ontology annotation, cellular component: membrane. Gene Ontology annotation, biological process: G protein-coupled receptor signaling pathway. Bases 17 to 1111 code for a protein of 364 amino acids. The record is from RefSeq and is a predicted model, not a curated record. The transcript has a single exon. Lineage: Eukaryota; Metazoa; Chordata; Actinopteri; Anguilliformes; Anguillidae.
UCCCCCCCCGCAGGCCAUGGACAGCGCGAACGGCAGCGCCUCGCACUACAACGACACGCCGUGGUUCCUGCUGGAGUGCACGGUGCGCCUGGACCGCGACAGCCGGCGCAUCGCGCUCUUCCUGCUCUACCUGCUGCUCUUCAUGGCGGGCCUGGCGGAGAACGGCGUGGUGCUCUGGGUCAACUGGCGCCGCCGCCGCUCGGCCAGCGCCGUCCUCUUCUGCGUGCUCAACGUGACCGCCUCGGACGCCAUGGUGGUGCUGGUCAUGCCCUUCUUCAUGCUGGAGGUGAUGAUGGACAAGGUGUGGCUGUGGGGCCGCUUCUUCUGCAAGGUGACGCACCUGGUCUACUGCGUCAACUUCUACAGCAGCUCCUUCUUCCUGGCCUACAUGACGCUGGAGCGCUACCGGGCGCUGGCGCGCCCGCCGUCGCCGGGGACGCAGGCCGGGGGCGGGGCCGAGAGGCGGCGGCGCGCCCUGGCCUGCGGGGGCCUCUGGGCGCUGGCCCUCCUGCUGGCCCUGCUGGAGAACGUCCACGUGGACCUGCUGGAGUGGAACGAGCCGGGCUGCUACAUGAUGCCCGAGUACAGCUACGUGGAGUGGUUCACCACCGUCACCUUCCUCUGCCUCCUCUUCCAGUUCCUGGGCCCGGCGACCGUCAUCGUCACGUGCAACGUGCUGAUCGCCCGGGCGGCGCGGGCGGCGCCCGACGUGCAGGGCGGCCGGCGGGACGUCUGGCUGGUGCACGUGUACUCGCUGGUGUUCGUGGCCUGCUGGCUGCCCUACCACCUUGUGCUCUUCCUGAUGAUGGUGGACGACCUGGACCCGCGGCUGCUCAGCUGCAACGCGGUGGAGGUGCUCUACUUCUCCUUCAGCGUGGUGCAGGCCGUCUCCCUGGCGCACUGCGUGGCCAACCCCAUCCUCUACAACUUCCUCAGCAAGAGCUUCCGCGCCAACCUGGCCAACGCCGUGCUGGAGCGCGUCCUGCGCCCGUCCGCGGCCGGCGACCAGGGCCGGGGCGCCAACCAGGCGGGCGGGGGCGGGGCCGGGGGCGGGCCCAAGGAGCGCAAGCUGAGCGACACCAGCACCAGCCACUCGGACGUCCCGUCCUAGGAGAGAGAGAGAGAGACGCCGACCGGGGGGAACAGGCUGAGAGGAGUCCCCCCGUGACUGCCCUCCGCUUGCCAAAACAAAGAACUGUCGUAUCCUGCAGUACGCAUGACCCCCCUAAACCCCCACCCGUCUGACCCCCUCCCGCCACCCCCCCCCCCAAAAAAAAAUGUCUUGUGGUGGUUUUGUUGAGUGUGGUUUGUGGCAAAUGAAUUUUGCUCACCCUGCAGGGCCCCCCUGCUGUUUUCUUUGGGCCUCAGGGACAUUGUAAGCUGUCCUCUGGCACAAGGCCCACUCCAGCGCUCCAGGAAGGAAAUGUCUUCCCUGCCAGUACCCCCUCCUCCCCCCCCAGCGCUAAUAUUGAGGAACUGCUGGAUCGCAACUUUCCAGGGAACACAACAGUGAAGAUUUAGGAAGGCAUCACCCAGCUAUUGUUUGUUUUACUGUUUGUCAGUGCUUCUAAUGCCAGUAUAAUUCCUGUUUAUGUGAUUAUGUGAGUGUGAGAGUAUGUAUGGUAGUACGUGAGAAUGGGGGUACAGGAGUAUGCGAGUGUGGGAGUAUAGGAGUGUGGGAGUAUGAGUAUGGGAGCAUGUGAGUGUGGGAAUAUGUAUGUAUGUAUGUGAGUAUAUUCAGGAAUAUGCGUGUGUGGGAGUAUAUAUGUGUGUGAGUAUGUUCAGGAAUAUGAGAGUGCCAGAGUGUGUGAGUAUAUGAGUGGUAUUUUAAAUCUAAAAAAAAAACGACAGAUUCCAACUUCCCAUUUCCUUUCCCCAGGCUAUUUUGAUACAAAGCUUUAUUUUCAGUUUCAAAUUAACCAUGAACACCAGCGAUUUCCUAGGUCAAAUCCCUUCCUUUGCUUGUACCGUCACAAAAUAUGUGUGGUUUAGUGAAAUGACUGAGAUAAACUGUACAUAUAUUAGACUUACUUUUAAACUGAUGUAUUUUAUAUAGCGCUAUCUAGUUCAAUAAAAAAAAAGUAAUGCUUCAAAGAUUUAGAAAAAGUUACCUGCUUGUUUUGAUUGCUGAAAUUUGUGAGGAAAAUAUUGAAUCAAAAUUGUUAAGAAUGUUUAUGUUUCAUUUCAUGAAGCCUUCCAUUUGGAUAUCUUUGCCUUCAAAGCCUUACCUGCCCUCUACCAUUCCUAGUCAUCCUGGACUGUUGUGUACUUUGAGAGGAUCGUGGAGAGACACCACAGUGUACCUGGGCAGUGCUGAAAAUAAGGGUACAGGUUGUCUCACCCAGGUUACAUUGGACAGGCUUUGCAUAUGAUUUGUUAACUGUGAAGGAAUUGUUACACAACUGUAUACGUGAAGAUGUAUAAAUCAUGAGUGUAUCCAACA